This is a messenger RNA of Fusarium subglutinans, 444 nucleotides long. RefSeq lists its product as uncharacterized. Bases 1 to 444 code for a protein of 147 amino acids. The transcript has a single exon. The record is from RefSeq and is a predicted model, not a curated record. NCBI's taxonomy places the organism in Eukaryota, Fungi, Ascomycota, Sordariomycetes, Hypocreales, Nectriaceae.
AUGGCGGAUCUCAUCGACCCCGGCACGGCCAAGCUGGUCCUUAUUGUCUCUCUCCUCUGGAUCAUUUCAUUCACUCUCCACAGCCUCUACGAGCUCAACGACAUCCUCUUCUAUUCCAUUGCCGGCGGAACUGCAUUCGUUGUCGCCGCCGCAAGCUGCGUCUGCCUCUCGGGCCUUACCGCCAUGGUCGUCUACUUUUCGGUCCUGGCCAAUAUUGCGAUUAUUGGCAGCAUUAUCAUGCUCAUUCCGGUUGUUCAGUAUCUUAUCCAGUGCAUUUCCUCUUUCUUCACUCGUGUCAAAAAUGUCUGUGAUCGAGUAAUGAGGUAUCUCAACGCGGUGGCCUUUUUCUUGGACAACCUUACUACGGCAGUGCAGUUAUUCCCUCCGUCAUUUUACAGAUUCCUUUAUGGACCCGAAGGUCUUGAGCCCCUAACUGACGAUUGA